Aphidius gifuensis is the source of this 1195-nucleotide messenger RNA. Its product is annotated as protein takeout-like. The coding region runs from base 449 to 1195 and encodes 248 amino acids. The record is from RefSeq and is a predicted model, not a curated record. Lineage: Eukaryota; Metazoa; Arthropoda; Insecta; Hymenoptera; Braconidae. The transcript is spliced from 2 exons.
CUUGGAAGAUUGUAUGUAUUUUCCUAUUUUUAGUAUGUAAAAAAUGAUAUUUUAAUUGAAGUAAUGUAAUUUAAGUUAUUAAAAGCUGCACCUCGGAAAUAUUGAGCGAUGAAUGCUGCAUUUCUACUCAGACUAUUUUUGUACACGAAGGUAGUUAAUUGGUCAUGGAAUCUACGUCAAUAAUUUACAACGUCUCUGAAUUUGUAUCACUGUCUGGUUGAUGUGACCAGCGUAUUUUCACAGUGGCUUAUCAACCUUAAUGUAUAAAUAUAAAAAAGAAAUUCUUUUUUAUCAGCCCGCAUAGCUUUCAUAUAUUACUUUAUUAAUAUACGAAAAAAAAGCGAUUGCUCAUUGCGUUCACAAGUUCGUCAAGGUACUCAAUCCAAAGUGUUAUAAAAAAAAGAUAACAGACAGUGGUGUGCUUGGACUUGUCAAUUUGAAUAUAAUCAUGAGGGCUAUUUUAUUAGCUUUGUUGAUGUUGAUAGUUGUCGUAAAAAUUAUUUGCCAAGACAAUAGUCAAGAAAGCUUUAUAAUUUGUCCGAGGCAAAAUUUAAAUUUCAAUGAAUGCAUGCAACGAAACUUGGAGAUUGCAUUGAGGAAAUGGCGAAAUGGGAAUGCAGCUUUGAACAUAAUACCAAUGGAUCCAAUGUUCAUAGAGAGUUUUUAUGUUGAUGAAGUUGAUGGGAAUGGUAUCAGACAGAUAUACAAAAAUAUAUCUGUGACAGGACUCAUUGAUAACAUUACAAUAUCUAAUUUAAAGUUUGAUUUUAAUAAUUUGACCUUAAGUCUUAAUGUCUUUGCUCCAAAACUAAUUUUUGCUUCUGACUAUGUUCUCAAAGGUAAAAUGUAUAGUGUUCCAAUUCAUGGAGAUGGAAAAUGUCAAAUAAUAUUGAAAAAUAUUAUGACAAAGCAUCUAGUACGUGCUAAUAUGAUUGAUAUAAAUAAUCGAGAACAUUUGAAGAUACACGAAUGGCAAGUUUCACUAGAACCAGAAGAUGUUAAAAUUAAUUUUAGUAAUCUUUAUAAUGGUAACUGGUUUUUAUCAGCUCCGGCAUACUGGGUCAUCGAGCAUUAUCCUUUUCAACUGUUUGAAGAAUUACAAAAACCAUUCAUUCAAUUUUUCUCUGUAAUAUUUACAAAUAUAUCAAAUUCAGCAUUAAAAAUUGUUCCUUUUGAUACAAUACUUUCAGGUUAA